Salvia miltiorrhiza (redroot sage) is the source of this 1024-nucleotide messenger RNA. RefSeq names its product thaumatin-like protein. Gene Ontology annotation, biological process: defense response. Bases 94 to 840 code for a protein of 248 amino acids. NCBI's taxonomy places the organism in Eukaryota, Viridiplantae, Streptophyta, Magnoliopsida, Lamiales, Lamiaceae. The record is from RefSeq and is a predicted model, not a curated record. The transcript is spliced from 2 exons. Gene Ontology annotation, cellular component: extracellular region.
GUAGCCUCUAGCAGAGUUCUUCUACUUUAAAUUGAGCAUCCAUCCCUCGCAGAAGAAGCACAAGUUUUAGUUUUGGUACAGAUUGAUUUAACAAUGCUUCCUAUUUUCCGAUAUGGAUUCUUCAUUACUAUCACCAUAGUCCUCUCUCUCACUAGAACAAAUGGCAGUGGAUAUCAGCUCAUCGUAGUAAACAACUGCAACGGGAGCAUAUGGCCCGGAAUCCAGGGCGGCGCGGGGCAGCGAACCCUCAGUGACGGUGGCUUCCUCCUCAGCAGCGGUGGUGAGGUAGCCAUCGACGUCCCCGAGAAGUGGUCAGGCCGGUUGUGGGGAAGGCAGUUCUGCAACUUCGACUCGAAUGGGAAGGGCUCAUGCGUCACGGGCGACUGCUCUGGCCAGCUCCGCUGCCAGGGAAUGGGCGGAGCACCACCAGCGACGGUGGUCGAGAUGACACUGGGCUCGUCAGCCUCACCCCUCCACUUCUACGACGUGAGCCUGGUGGAUGGGUUCAACCUGCCCGUCUCAAUGAAGCCCAUCGGGGGUGGGGUCGGAUGUGGGGUGGCGUCGUGCGAGGUCGACCUGAACGUCUGCUGCCCCUCGGCGCUGGAGGUGAGGGUGGGAGGGCGGGUUGUCGGGUGCAAGAGUGCUUGCUUAGCUAUGCAAUCACCAAAAUAUUGCUGCACAGGACAGUAUGCAGACCCCAAAACUUGCAAACCUACAGUGUUUGCAAAUUUGUUCAAGGCCAUUUGUCCCAAGGCGUAUAGCUACGCCUUUGAUGAUUCUUCAAGCCUCAACAAAUGCAGGGCAAAGAGAUACGUCGUCACUUUCUGCCCUCCACAAUGAGAGUGGGUCCUAAACGGCAUCGUUUUGUUACUAAAGCCUGUCUAAGUAGCAACUAUGCAUUAGGCAGGGGGUAAGGUAGAUGGUUAAAUAUUUUUCAGCCUUCACACUAUAUAUCUUUGUAAACAAUUCUAGUAUGUCAAGGUACGUCUGGUUAGACGGUAUUUAUAUGCGGUUUCAGACUAAA